CUCUCUUUGCUUCAAUAGCUCUCUCUCUCUCUCUCUCUCUCUUUCUCUCAAUAAACUAUCUAGAAGAAUGUUACCGCCAACCUAUAGCAAGCUGGGGAAAGACAACCUAAUAGUGUUCCUCAGGUUUCUCAUAGCCAUGUUCUUCAGCUGCAUUAUUAAUGGAAACAACCUUUGUUCCAACCAACCUUUUGUCUCCUCAACAGACUCAAAUAUCCCUUUAUCACUGAGAGCAUUAAGGCUUGAUGGAUAUUUAAGCUCCGGGAACACAGAGGCUGCAGCCAAGGACUUUGGCAACAUGCACCAUCACCUACCAUCAGCAGUUCUGCAUCCCAAAUCCGUUUCUGAUAUUUCCUCCACCAUCAAGCAUAUUUUCGAGAUGGGCACUGAGUCGGAGCUCACAGUGGCUGCCAAAGGCCAUGGCCAUUCCCUACAAGGUCAAGCACAAGCCUGUCGAGGGAUUGUCAUCAACAUGGAAUCACUUCAGGGAGCAGAAAUGCAUUUCUACAAUGGGGAGCAGCCCUACGUGGAUGUUUCUGCUGGAGAACUAUGGAUUAAUAUCCUGCAUGAGAGUCUUAAACAUGGGCUUGCACCAAAGUCUUGGACAGACUACCUUCAUCUCACUGUGGGGGGAACCUUGUCAAAUGCUGGAAUCAGCGGACAGACAUUUCGACAUGGGCCCCAGAUAAAUAAUGUCUAUCAGCUGGAGGUUGUCACAGGGAAGGGAGAGGUGGUAAGCUGUUCAGAUACACAGAAUGCUGACCUCUUUUAUGCUGUUCUUGGAGGACUGGGACAGUUCGGAAUCAUCACCCGGGCCAGAAUUUCUCUAGAACCAGCACCCAGAAUGGUAAAAUGGAUUAGAAUGCUGUAUUCAGAUUUUUCCAUCUUCACAAAAGACCAAGAGUAUCUAAUAUCAUCCGAAGAUGCUUUUGAUUAUGUGGAAGGAUUUGUCAUAAUCAACAGAACAGGUAUCCUGAAUAACUGGAGAUCUUCCUUCAAUCCCAACAGCCCUCUUCAAGCAAGCAAGUUCAAAUCCGACGGGAAAACUCUGUUCUGCCUGGAAAUAGCCAAAUAUUUCAACCUGGAUGACACUGACACGGUGAAGCAGAAAGUGGAUGUACUUUUGUCCAAGUUGAGUUACAUUCGGUCCACACUCUUCCUUUCAGAUGUCUCCUAUAUCGACUUCCUGGAUAGAGUGCACAUUUCAGAGUUGAAACUCCGGGAAAAGGGAUUGUGGGAAGUCCCUCACCCAUGGUUGAACCUUCUCGUUCCUAAAAGCAGAAUUCAAGACUUUGCUGAAGUAGUUUUUGGAAAUGUUCUAACAGACUCCAUCAAUGGUCCUAUACUUAUCUAUCCAGUCAACAAAACCAAGUGGAACGACAGAACAUCUAUGGUUACCCCAGAGGAAGACGUCUUCUACCUAGUGGCUUUUCUAUCCUCUGCAAUGCCCUCCUCAACAGGAACAGAUAGCUUAGCUCACAUGUUAACCCAGAACCAAAGAAUCCUAGAAUUUUGCAGAACGGCUGCUCUUGGAGUGAAGCAAUAUCUUCCCUACUAUAGCUCCCAGGAGGCUUGGCAAACUCACUUUGGCCCUCAAUGGAGUGCUUUCAUUCAAAGGAAAUCCACCUAUGACCCAUUAGCAAUCCUAGCUCCUGGACAGCAAAUCUUUCAAAAAGGAAUAGCAUUUUCUUGAAUGGCAGCAUGGCACGCUUCAAAAACCAUAAAGAGCACUUAAUGCACGUAAACAAAAGGCACAGUGCUUGAAAAUAAACUGUAAAUAAUCCUUUUUCCUCAGGAAAAGAAAAGCUAUCUAUUGAAUAUAUAAUGUUUGUACU
This is a messenger RNA of Diospyros lotus (date-plum), 1832 nucleotides long. RefSeq names its product cytokinin dehydrogenase 1-like. Lineage: Eukaryota; Viridiplantae; Streptophyta; Magnoliopsida; Ericales; Ebenaceae. Gene Ontology annotation, molecular function: cytokinin dehydrogenase activity; FAD binding. The transcript is spliced from 5 exons. The coding region runs from base 68 to 1690 and encodes 540 amino acids. The record is from RefSeq and is a predicted model, not a curated record. Gene Ontology annotation, biological process: cytokinin metabolic process.